Molecule: messenger RNA, 5971 nt
Organism: Neopsephotus bourkii (Bourke's parrot)
Lineage: Eukaryota; Metazoa; Chordata; Aves; Psittaciformes; Psittacidae
Gene: GMNC
Product: geminin coiled-coil domain containing
Exons: 6
Coding region: 1-1599 (532 amino acids)
Biological process (GO): negative regulation of cell cycle; negative regulation of DNA replication
Cellular component (GO): nucleus
Source: RefSeq, a predicted model, not a curated record
AUGGCCGCUGUGCCGGGAAGCCCGAGGCCGAGGCUGCGGUGUCCGGAGGGGCUUUCGGGGCUGGGAGGGUGCCGUGCGAGCCUUGCAUCUUUCAGGGGGUUGAUCCGGGCCCUGAGAGCUUCUGCAGCCUACGCCGGGUUGUCUGUCUCACCGCACAACCCUACAGAGGAUGCCCGGCCCAGAGCCUCUGCUGGCAGGCGCCGGCGCCUCGGGGCUGUGGCCUCCCCUGGGCCCUUCCCUGGGCCCUUCCCUGGUGUGAUACUGACCCUCACGGUAGCAGUGCUUUCGUGGACUCUCUGCCCUGGAGAUUUAGAGCUGGUGCAGAUCGGGUUUAUUGGGAGGAGGGAAAAGGGUGAAUCCAGAGACAGCUCAGGGUUUGCCACUCUACGGGCUGGGACUCCUGCAGAACUGCAGGGGCAGAAGAGAGUACGAGCAGUCUUGGAGGUGACACUGCUGGCUUUGUGCUGCUUCGGACCUGAAUCAAGCCCCCAAGGACACCGCCUCCCCUCUGGGCCCGCUGCAGCCCGGGGGCUGGCCGGGCGGGAGGGGAUAACAGUCUGCCGGGCGCCCCAUCGCCAUGGUCCCUUGCCUCCACAGAGCACCGGCCGGCCGUGCCCGGAGCCAGGGUUCGCCGGGAUCCCGGGCUGCGCCUGCCCCUGGUCUGUCCCAGCCGGUGUUUCCAAGGAGACCUGGGCUGCCGCCUGCACCGCGGAGCCGCCCCCCAGCCGGGACCGGGGGGAAACGCGGCCGCUGGGGCAGUUCUGCAGCUCGCAGCUCGGUGCUCAGGAUGCGGCAUGGCAGGGAGACCAGCUGUCCUCCCAGCUCUACAGGAACAAACAGCUUCAAGAUACUUUGCUUCAGAAGGAAGAGGAACUUGCUAGGUUACAUGAAGAAAAUAAUAACCUCCGACAAUACCUGAAUUCUGCCCUGAUUAAGUGUUUAGAAGAAAAAGCCAAGAAACUGCUUUCCUGCCAUGGCCAAAAAAACUGUGCUAUUCUCAAAAGCACCAAGAGGAAAUUAAAAGAGUACCACUGCUUUGCUCCUCAAGAAUCUCCUCAUGCUUCCAAAGCCAGAAGGAACCUCUUUAAUGAAUUCACUGCCUGCGAAGAGCAAGCCAGCCCUGCUGUAGACAGCUGGGUCUUGCAGACUUUAGGAUUAAAAGAUGUGAACACCAUUGAUGAAACUUCAGCUAACUACAGUGCCCUCUCCUCAGACCUUGGAAAAGACAUGUGCUGCCUAAGCGCUGGUGAAGCAACAGACUAUGACCACAGUGAAGGAGCAUCAGCAGCAUAUAGCUGCAGCCACCUGCCUUCAGCUAACAACAGUACCCAUCCAUGCACUGAGGACUCUCCCUUCCUUCCUCAGUUUUCUUCAGCAGAAUGUGUCGCAUCAGUGCCAAGCAUUUCCUCCCUCCCAGCCUAUAGGUUGCCUUAUUUGACUGGGAAUUUGUCACCCAAUAAAACAGAAAUGGCCUUCACAACAUCACUAAGUCCUCACCGCAAUGUGAGAACACACACCUUCCACCAAGGACAAGCCUUUGUGUGCAGGGAUGAUGAUGGAGGAUGGAGAUUCACCUGGGUGCCCAAGCAGGGUGAAUAAUGCACCUGCACUGGGGGUCAGCAGUAGGGGGUGAAGAAGACAGACACUUCAUCUUGUGCUUGAAACUGAUUCAUGCAUCAAAAAUGAGCCCUUCUGGGCUCUGAUAGGUGCUCCUCUGUCAUGUACUCCUCAUUCCCUUCCAGAUACUUACAGACGUGGCUCGAUAUUGCACUUGGACAAUUAUCUGCCCCAGACCAGAUAUACACUUCUCUUGUGCCUGUGUUGAGAUACCUGAUUUUAUUUGUUUCAUGUUUUUUCUAUCAUCAGAUACUCCUUGUUAACUGGUAGUUAACAAGGUUGGAGUGCUUUCAGCUUUGAUGAUUGAAAGCAUUUGGGCAAUACAGUUUGGAAAUGGCACUUUUCUCAGAUAUCCACAGAUGACAAAGGAGGCAUAGGCUGAGGAUCAGCAGUUUCUAAGUGAUUUGCGUCUCUCCUGGCUACACAGAUUGCCUUGGAUUAAGGCAGUCACGGGUAUUUGUUAAUGUGCUACACUAGGCUGACCUACAUGAAGUCACAUGGUGCUGUCACAUUCUUUGAUGAUGCCUUAAAAUAAACAGGAUUUCUUCUAUUGCCUGAAGGCUACUUAAUUACAAGUGAUUCAGCAAGUUCAGGGAAUUUUCUUAAAGUGUGAUCAAGAGAUUAAUGUUUACUGCAUUGUGCUUUAAAGGUAUUUUACCUGUCAGAUAAAAGGAGUUUAAAAAGUUUGAGCCCUGGAACAGGAUCUGGAAUUGGAAAUUCUGUAAUAACACUGCCACCACCAGCCAAGUCCCUGGCCCGGUAUAUCUGUGACAGAAAUUGUCUCAUCUGUGGAUAAUGUACACUAAGAGCUCUUCUUCUUCUGCAAAAGAUUCAUUCCUGUUGUCUCCAACAUCCCGCUAAUAUUUUGAUGGAUUUUAGUCUGUGUUUACCUGCCUAAUUACAAGGGAUUUUGGAAGCCCUCAUGAAAGAGAACCACUCCUGGGUUCAUAAGCAAUUUCUGUGGCUCCAGUGGGGCUUUUUUUACAAUAUCAAGAGCUGCCUUGUGAAACUAGUGAUAUUCCUUCUAGGGAACAACUUCUUGACCUUUUUGUCUUAUCUCCGAGAUCACACAGAGAUCUAUCUGCAAUCAACAUCAGCCCAGAGUCAGGGCUGCUUCUUCCUUCUCCCAUAACCACACACUUCUAUGGGAAUGUUUCUUCUGGCUGGGGAGGCAGUAUCACUUGGGGGCAGAGUGAGCAUUUCAGAACCACAGCCUUCAACACCAGCUCUUCCCUACCCAUGUCUCUACCAGGCAGUGGUGGGCGGAAGCUAAGACCACUGCUAGCUUGAGAAUGCUUUAAAAACCUCUGCAGAGAAGGUACUCUAGCACUUCACAGGACUUGAGUUUUAGUAACACUACUAAUGAUAUGAAGUUAACUGACAUGAAGUAAACUCAUUAGUAAUGUUUUAUGUUACCUUUAUUCUCUGCUUUACAGUAGUUUGAUGCCUAAGUGUUGGAAAUACAGUGAUUUGGUUAUUUUUUCUUUCAGAAUUGUCCCAGGGACAUUAAGGAAGUACUUAAGUAAAAAUUACUGUAGUAGAGGAUUUCCUUCAAGUGGCUUAUUUUCCUAUAGAAAACUGGAUAUUCCUUUAUUUUUAGAGGAUAAAAAUAUCUCCUGAAUAGCCUCCUGUGCCUUAGAAUUACAGUAUUUGGGAUUCUAUAUUUAAUACAUAUUUAAUAUAGAAGCUAUACUUAAUAUGGAAUUGCAAUAUUUGGGAUUCUAUAUGUAAUAUUUAGAUUUCCCAGAAGACUUUUAAAUAAGCAAACUCUGUAUUUCUGGGUAGUUACUUUAAAGUCAGUCAUGGGGCAGACUUCCAAAUAGGCAAUUUGAAAGGAUUGAUUGUAGGCGUUAUUGCACUGGAUAUAAGAAAAACCUCACAAAACCAAAACAAACAAAACCAAGGCACAUAGAAUAAAUGCAAGUAUUUGACAGUUUUGUUGUGAUCAAUAAAAAAGUGGACAGCUGAUGAAGACUGAUCAGACGAGACCACUGUUUCUAUAGUACUUUUCAGCUUUUCAGUCAGAACAGAAGAAAAAUUUUGUCCUACGAACAGCUAAUUUAUUUCUCAAGGCAUUUCUUUUCUAUUAAUCUUCCCAUGCCCUGCUAUAUAAGACAGCAUUGAAGAAAAUACUCCUGUCACUGGAAUGUAUAUUGAAGCAUGUGUUAGUGUAGAAAAUGCUUGACUUUAACAUGGAUACCUGAUACGAGACCCUGGAGAGUGUGGUGCGUGGGAUAAACAACAUGCCAGGAGUAGGCAGUGUGGCGAGAAGAUUACACCCAGCGCAGCUAUAGAUGUCACAUCUUUCAAAACAGCUGUAGAAUAUAAGCUGAGGAAGAGCUGUCUGUGUUUUCUGUCACUUUUGAGUGCUAUUACUUAUGUUUUUCAAUGCUAUGAAGUCAGCAGCAGUAAUAAGGACACUUGCCCUAUUAGGAAAUUAUUAAUAUUUUCUUUUUUUCUAAAGAGAAAAAGCUUUCCACAUAUUUGGUAUUUUCUUUCCUCAUUUUUAUAUCACUGCAUGCAGGAACUUCUCCUGCAGAGAGCCAGGACAAAAGUGUCAGAUCUUUGGUACAAUCUCAAAGGGUUUUCAGUAGGAACAAAGUGAUGCUUGAACCUUCACCAGCCUUUUGUGAAGGGAUGACUGGGCCCCUUCUCUCAUAGCAAAUAACUUAUUAAAAAAUAGUAUUUCUUGAGUUAUUAUGAAGAGCAAUAGAAAUAAGCCAUUCUACGUCUAACACCAACCAACAGCAAGCAAGUUAGCUCCACGGUGAGGAAUGAGACUCUUCUGCUUUUUAGUUUCUCUAAUAUUCCUGAUAUGUUCAGUAGUGCAAUUCUCAUUGAGGACAAGUCCCAGUGACCAAACCAUUCCUUUAGAAAAAUGUUGCUCCUAUUGCCAGAAGCAAGCCUUUACUCAGCAUACCACACUCUAAAACCACCUGGUUCUUCUGAAAAUCCCACGUCCAUGCAGAUGCAAUAAAUGUGGAAUUUUUACAGUAGAUUGCUGUCAAAUGGUAGGAUAUAGAGGAUGAUUACUGCCUGGGCUGGUGCUGGUUUGACAUGUUGAUUUGACAUGCUCUGUCCCUGUGAUUUCCUUGAGCCUGAAAGCAGUAAAGCUGCUUUAAUAAGGCACUGCUUCCAGCUCAUUUGCCUUUACCUCCCAGAAGGGCCUAUGACCUUAGGUGCAGGCUGGGGCUGCAGCAGCAAAACUGCUACUAACUUGAUACUAGUGAGCCUGAAUCUAGCUCCUCAGUGUAUAGGCACACAGUAGAAGCACCCUACAUUGGACUUUUAAAAGUCAGCCAUAAAACUGGAGCCUAAACACACCAAUUUUUUCUUCAUAAAAUAAAAUCUGGAAAUGCUUAUUUGCUUUUAAUUACUGUCCAGUUUGCACAGUUCUUUGGCCUGCAAAGACAUGGGAGAGGAGAUCUUGCCUGUCCAAAGCCUAAAGUAGGUUUCAAGAUGGGGGUUCCAUCCUGAUUUGUGCCUGAUGCUUCCUGUUUGUCCUUUUAUAUCCCAUUCUCAGUACUAAAACAGAGCUAAAGCCACCCUGCUGCUCAUGGAAAGCAUGAGGUAAAGCCCAGGGAAGCCUGUGUCACAUUACCAUGCCACAGAGGUAGCUAGACCUCAAUAGGAGUGAAAACAAAAAGUGAAAUACAGUUCUUCACAAAGCCAUCACAACUAGGUAGCCAGGGGAUUGUAGAGAUAAAGAGUUUCAGCUUAGUACUGUACUUCUAACUUCAAAAACAAAUCAAGCAGCUGGAAUAGAAGAGCAGGAGGUAGAAGUUCUGAGUUCCAAUAUUGCCUCUGGUAUUACACUUUGUUUCUGUACUUUGGUUUCUAUGGAACCCACCACUAGACCAGUUCAUAGCAAUUUAACCAGAAAACAUGAUUCUUGCUGCUGCAAAUUGUGUGAGAAGUUCCCUUUUACCAAGGAUCAAUACCAGGCCCAUAUACCUCCAGGAUGGGGAAGUACUACUUGAAUGGCCCAGGGGCCCUAGGAAAUUCUUUGAGCAGCAGUGAACUUCAUUGUCUGUAAAUAUCUACCUGGUAUUAACAUAUUGUUUUUAUUUUUUUAUUUGACGUUUGUUUGCCUUAUUAUGUGAAUGCAACACGUGCAGCUGCACACCUUAAAACAAUCCAUGUUUUUAGAAAGACAUGCUAGUAGAAAUGGAAGUUAAUUUAACACUUAAUAUGUUGACAUUCAUGAUUUUUGUGACUAAAAAGGCCAUGAUUAUAUGUAAAUGUCAGUCUUACCGGUGGCAUUAUGUCUAAUAAAACUUAACAUCUAAUUGAUGCAAUUAUUUCUGCCCACUUCAGCAUCUAUUAAAAAAUGCAGCUGUUUCUCAGCACCAUA